Messenger RNA from Pteropus alecto (black flying fox), 714 nucleotides. RefSeq names its product IZUMO family member 3 (gene IZUMO3). Lineage: Eukaryota; Metazoa; Chordata; Mammalia; Chiroptera; Pteropodidae. The transcript has 6 exons. Bases 1 to 708 code for a protein of 235 amino acids. The record is from RefSeq and is a predicted model, not a curated record.
AUGGGAGACCUAUGGUUGUUCCUGCUCCUGCCCCUGUCCCUGGCAGCCUUCCAUGGGGUCAAAGGCUGCUUGGAAUGUGACCCCAAAUUCAUAGAAGAUAUUAAGUCCUUGCUGGCAAAGCUGGUACCCUCAGAAAUCCCUGGCCAAACUCAUCUGCUUGAACGGCAGAUUAAGGAGAUGAUCAAUUUAAGCUUCAAGGUCUCCCACGGGAACAAGAUGCUUCGGGUGUUGGCUGUUGAAAAGGCUGUCAAUUUGAGAAUAUGGCUGAAGAAUGAACUUUCUAAACUGGGCAAUGAAACAUGGAAAGGUGGCUUUAUCCUUCAAGGCAAGCUUCUCGAUGUCCGCCAAAACCUGGAAUCCAAACUGAAAGAAAUAUUAAAGAAGUUCUCUGAAGUUGUUGUGAUUGAAGGUCCCAUCUUGGAUUGUUGGACCUGUCUUCGCAUCACUACCCGAUGCUUCAAAGGAGAGUAUUGUGGAGAAGAGGAUUCAAGGAAGCUUGAAAAUCAAGAAAUUGCACUAUUUCUGAUAUUGCUAGCAGAAGCUGUAAUAUUGGGAAGUGCUUUGUUACUAUUCCAUAUUUUUGUCACUCAUCGGAGGAAAAUGAAGGCAAUACGAAGGUCAUUAAAGAAAUAUUUGGAGAAGAAACUUGAAGAAUUAAUGGGGAUGACAGACGAGAAGGAUAAGGAAGAUUUUGGAAUAAGAAAAUAAAUACAU